UCUCCCUCUUUGGGGCUCAGCAGCAGAAGCAUUUUUCAAAGUUACCUGUAUGAGCUCAGAUUUUUAGCUUUUUUUCUUUCCAUGUGACUAACACAAUGGGCUGGGUAAUUGUUGCUACACUGUUCUUGUCAGUGUUAAAAGCUGCUCUUUGUUUCAAUAUUGAUCCCAUGGCUUGGAAGACCCUGAACAACUCUGCAGCAGGUUUUGGCUACCAGGUGGUGCAAAGACAAUCAGAAUUGGUCGUCAGUGCCCCACUUGAACAGUAUUCACCAAAUGACAGGGGGGAAAUAUUUACCUGCAACAUCAACAGCGAAUCCUGUACUAGAGUGUCACCUUCAGUGCCGAAUUAUGCAGUGAACACGUCUCUUGGUUUGACAUUGAAAGCUAAUCCCACCACACAGGAAACACUGGCAUGUGGUCCGACCAUUCCUAAGGACUGUACAAGUAUCACCAUGUACAAUGGUCUGUGCUUUCCCAUUACAACUUCCAAUCGUGUUCAACCAUCCAUACCUUCCUCUAUUGAAGAGUGCCGGUGGACAGAAGUUGCUUUUCUGCUGGAUGGUUCAGGCAGCGUGUUUCCAAAGGAUUUUCAAAUCAUGAAGAAUUUUGUUAAAAAUCUGGUCCGGUCAUCUCUGCAGGGAAACACACGAUUUUCUAUUUCUCAGUUCUCUACGAAUCACAUCACCCAUUAUUACUUUAAUAAUGUUUUCUCACCUCAACAAUGGGAGACUAAUAUUGACAAUAUCAACCAGUUAAGAGGUGGAACCUACACAGCAGAGGCCAUCAAACAUGUUGUUGAGAAAGUUUUCGUACCAGAAAAAGGUUCCAGUCCAAUUAUGAAGAAGAUUUUGAUCGUCAUUACUGAUGGAGAAUCUCAAGACCGUCCUUCGUUACCGGAAGCUAUACGUUUAGCUAAUCAGAAAAACAUUAUUCGAUUUACUAUUGGGGUGGGGAGUGCAUUUAGAAAUUCUGCGGCAAAAGAAGAACUGGACACCAUUGCAUCUUCUCCUUCAAAUAAUUAUGUGUUUCAAGUGGACGGCUUCGGAGCACUUGAAAAAAUAAGACAGAAUUUGCAGAACAAAAUAUUCUCCAUUGAAGGAUCUCAAAGCAGCGGCGAGUCUCUGAAAAUGGAAAUGUCUCAAGAGGGAUUCAGCGCAGCUUUUGUGCCUGGGGGAAUUCAGUUGGCAGUUGUUGGUGCAAACCAGUGGAGGGGAGGAUACGUAAAAUACUCACGUACUGGAUCCUCAGGACCUCUCAAGGGCAGUUACUUUGAGCCUGCUUUUCUACAGCCUGACAGUUACCUUGGUUAUUCUAUGGCAGUUGCUAAAACUACAAGUGGCACAGUGACAAUUGUUGGUGCUCCACGAUAUCAACACAGAGGAAUUGUGAUGGUUGUUGAUGAAAGCAUGACACAUUAUAAAAUAAUAGAUCCAUAUCCACAGCAGUUUCAGCAAUCUGGUGAAUACUUUGGGGCAGAGGUUUGUGCCAUGAGCAUGAGCAGCCAGUAUACUGACCUCAUCCUCAUAUCCGCCCCAAUGCAUAUGGAAUCCGAGAGAGAGGGAAGAGUUUAUGUGUGCCAGUUGAAGUAUUUGACAGUUGAAUGUCGCUUUGACUCUCCAUUAGUAUUAAGAGGGGCUGAAUCCAGCAAAGGAAGGUUUGGGUCUUCUCUUGCUGUGCUGCCUGAUUUGAAUACAGACGGGAUCAGCGAUUUAGCAGUUGGAGCACCUUUGGAGAAUGAUGGCCAAGGCAGCAUCUACAUAUUCCAUGGCGAAAGAAGACCAAGUAUCAAUCCCAUUUACUCACAGAGAAUAACUGGCUCUGAAGUCAAGUCAGGACUGAAGUAUUUCGGCUUGUCGAUCAGUCAGGAGUCUUUAGACCAGAGUGGAGAUAAACUGCCAGACUUAGCGGUGGGAUCAAAGGGCACAGUUGUCUUACUCAGAUCAAGACCUAUCGUCAUGGUUGAAGCUAUUGUGUCAUUCGACCCAAAGAUAAUCCCUACUCAAAAUGUAGACUGCUCAGUAGCAUUGCAGAACACAGCUACAAUCUGCUUUACCAUGACCAGUCUCACUUCAGUAUCUACAGGUUCCUCAGCUCAAGCAACAAUCAAACAUACUUUCACACUGGAUGCCACUCGCAAGGCCCCAAAGAAUCGAGCUUAUAUCACUGAUAAACAACGAGAGGCGACCAAGACCAUUACUGUUUCCUUAAAUAGGAAAGAAUGCAGCACCUUGAAAUUCUUCAUUCAGGCAUGUGCAGAAGAUGUUGUCAGUCCACUUAGCAAUGAGUUAAGAUUCAGCUUUGAAGGUUUAUCAUCUUCUUCAGGGCUCAAACCAAGUCUUGCGCAGCAGUCCCAAACUACAGCCAUUCAUUCAUUAGGGUUUGAGAUCAACUGUGGCACUGACAACCAAUGUGUGGAUGACUUGAAACUGGAUUUCAACUUUACCAGAUCCUCAUUGGUUAAAGUGGGCAUUGAUGAGCUUUUGGAUGUCACCGUGUCAGUGGAGAACAGAGGAGAAAACUCCUACAGCAGCCGCGUUACUCUCACAUACCCAGCUGGGCUCUCUUACAGGAAGUUCACAGGUCUUCAGGGAAGAAUUGAGUGUAACUCCUUGGACAGUGAAGAUGUUUUAAAGCGGGGAAAGACAGAUUGCACAAUUGACAAGCCCAUUUUCAAGAGCAACUCUAAGGCUCUCUUCAUCAUCUCCUAUGGGAUUGGAAUCACCAGUGAACUUGACAGGAAGCUCUUUAUCACGGCAAAUGCCACCAGUGGGAAUGAGGUGCGCUCCAGUUCAAGCGAUCUCUACAAAAUGAAAGAGAUUGAUGUAAAGCACAGCAUCUUUGUUACAAUUGAAAGCUCCCUCAGCUACAACAAUUUCUCCUUUGGAAAGAGUAAUUUGGAGAAACAAGUCAAGCAGUCAAUCAAGGUCACAAAUGUAAACAGGGUGCUGAAUUUCACAGUGGUGAUCAGGGUUCCAGUAAAGCUCGGCGACAAAGACAUCUGGGUGGAUUUGAAGAGUCUGCAGAUCGCAAACUGUCAAAGAGGUCAAGACGAACAGCCUGCUGUCCGAGACUUUGUUGCUCACAUACAGAAAACAAAGUCACUGGACUGCUCUGUAGCCUGGUGUACAGUGUUCAGGUGCAAUAAGUUCAUGGGAAGAGGGGAGAGUGCGACCUACAAUAUCUCUGCCAACGUUAGCUCACAGUGGAUCGAGCAGAUUGGACUUCAAUCUGCUAAAUUCCUCUUGACCAGCACGGCGAGCCUGGAGUACGACACAAACCAGUACAUCUUCUUUUCAGCGAGAUCUAACAACAACCCCCCUGUUCAGAAGGUUGAGGCAGAAAUAGAAGUGUAUCCUGAACCAGAUUUCACCAAAGAGAUUGUUGGAGGAUCGCUGGGAGGGUUGGCUUUCCUAGCUUUACUCACAGCCGGCCUGUAUAAGGCUGGAUUUUUCAAGAGUAAAUACAAUCAGAUGAUAAGUGAAAGUGCAGAAGGAGAGGAGGAUCUUGGGGCCGAUGAAGAUGCAGCCUGAGCAAAAUAGAAUAAUGUAAAAUAUCUGUGUGAGCAAUUAUUUUAGACGCAAGCUUUUUGUGGAGACGCUGAAGGCCACCUAUAGCAAUUUGUAACGUCAAAUGUGUUUGAGUAUUUCUAGAAUGUUAUCAGUAUGUUUCCUUGCUGUCAGACAGUCCUCUAUGAUGGAAAACAAAUUGAUGUGUGAGUCUAUGCUUUCUUCAUAGCCCUCAAUGAUAGAAAAAAAAGGUGACACAACAUGGAAUUGUUGUGUCUAACUCAAGCCUGACAACCAGGCAAGUAGGGUUUUUAUUCUAUUUUCAUUCGAUACAUUGAAAGAUGCUUGGUUUCGGCAGAAUUCACUCCCUUAGUCACUCAUUCAUUUGGGGUUUGGAGCCCAACCAGAAUUGAAGAAAUCCACGUAAAUGUCUUCAUUAAUACUGAGUAGUUCUAUAUUUCAGCACUAUGAAAUGAAUCUACUGAAAUACCCAGAGCAGGAAAAAUAGUUGUCAGAUACAUCAUUAGCACACACUGGUUCUUUGAUAGGGUCACGCUCAUGAAAGGGUUAGAAUUGCUUUAAGUUCCAAUCGAAGGCUGGACUGUAAACAUAGGGGCUAUUAGUGUCUAGUGAGUGAUUAUUACUAUGUGGUACAAUGCGACAGGAGCUUUAGAGUUACGUUUUACACUUUUGUAAUCCUCAGUUUGAACUGAGCAGCUUAUUAAGACUCUGACCAAAGAAACAUUUCUGUAUCUAUAUUUUUCAAGUAUUGUGCAUUAAUUGUGUAGAAUUUAAAACUUCUUUACAAGAUAACCUGUUUCAUCAAAUAAUGUACUGUAAAACCUGUAAGAACAUGCUUAACAGCUGGGUACGACUGUUUAAAUAUUUUUUAUAUUGACAUUGUGAACUGGUGUAAGAAUUCUGAAAUUAAAUAAAAGGACAUUUAUUUUA
Mugil cephalus (flathead mullet) is the source of this 4457-nucleotide messenger RNA. Its product is annotated as integrin alpha-X-like. The transcript is spliced from 30 exons. Gene Ontology annotation, cellular component: external side of plasma membrane; integrin complex. Gene Ontology annotation, biological process: integrin-mediated signaling pathway; cell-matrix adhesion; cell-cell adhesion. Lineage: Eukaryota; Metazoa; Chordata; Actinopteri; Mugiliformes; Mugilidae. The record is from RefSeq and is a predicted model, not a curated record. Bases 96 to 3530 code for a protein of 1144 amino acids. Gene Ontology annotation, molecular function: integrin binding.